UUGGUUCUUGUUUUGGGCGAUUUACACAUCCCAUACAGAUGUAGUAGUUUGCCGACGAAGUUUAAGAAGUUAUUGGUACCUGGCAGGAUCCAGCAUAUACUUUGCACCGGUAAUUUGUGCACGAAAGAGUCGUACGAUUACUUAAAAACAUUGGCCAGUGAUGUUCAUGUAGUAAGGGGCGAUUUUGAUGAUAAUUCCAAUUAUCCAGAGCAGAAAGUGGUGACGGUGGGUCAGUUUCGGAUAGGUUUAUCUCACGGUCACCAAGUUGUACCGUGGGGUGACCCAGAGUCUUUAGCGCUCAUACAACGACAAUUAGACGUGGAUAUACUCAUAUCAGGACACACUCAUAAAUUUGAAGCGUACGAGCACGAAAAUAAGUUUUAUAUUAAUCCCGGAUCAGCGACUGGAUCAUACAAUGCACUGGAUACGUCAAUAACACCAUCAUUUGUGUUAAUGGACAUACAAAAUACAACUGUAGUAACGUAUGUUUAUCAGCUGGUCGGAGAUGAAGUUAAAGUUGAAAGAAUUGAAUAUAAGAAAAACUAA
Brassicogethes aeneus is the source of this 546-nucleotide messenger RNA. Lineage: Eukaryota; Metazoa; Arthropoda; Insecta; Coleoptera; Nitidulidae. The record is from the annotation of a GenBank genome assembly.